Messenger RNA from Gambusia affinis (western mosquitofish), 2751 nucleotides. It is a transcript of the gene smtnl2, whose product is annotated as smoothelin, like. Bases 569 to 2176 code for a protein of 535 amino acids. NCBI's taxonomy places the organism in Eukaryota, Metazoa, Chordata, Actinopteri, Cyprinodontiformes, Poeciliidae. The record is from RefSeq and is a predicted model, not a curated record. The transcript has 12 exons. Gene Ontology annotation, cellular component: microtubule organizing center; filamentous actin. Gene Ontology annotation, molecular function: protein binding. Gene Ontology annotation, biological process: actin cytoskeleton organization.
CCUUUGUAACGUUUGAAGUCAAACAGGCUGCAUUUAAACGACGUGUUCUCUCUCAGACAAACUAUGAAACAAUAAACGCAUCACCAGCCCUAAUAAUCACCAAAUGCUGCACUUUAUUAAUACACCUCGGUCAGCCAAACCAUAUCCUGACAUGUAACAGCAAGCCUAGAGACAAAACAUCACAGAAGAGAGGAGCGCUCAACCUGAGAGAGCCGGCAGAGCUCAGCGAACACACUCCAGGACAGAGUCAUACAGCUGUUCAAAGAAACCCUCCGGAUUGGAGCUGGGUAUGAGACGCUGAUUCUUGAAAAGCAGAGCUUGAGAAAGAAGACAGACGUCAGGAAGCCUCAUAUCAGGACAGAGCUGGAGGAGUGGGUAUAACACAGUCCAGACCUUUGGCCCACCCCACCCCAUCCUUCUAGGUUUCACCUCUCAACCCUGGUGUGCAUCAAUCCCUACUCCCUCAGCAGACUGACUGAGUAGUGUCUCCAGGGGCCAGUAAGCUCAGUCUCAGACGCUAACUCAAACACAGUGAGGCUUUUUUCCAUAGCUGUCACCAGCUGGGCUCAUGGAGGCUCAAACCCUGGCUCAGAUGGAAGACUUAUGUCACCACCGUUCUCCUUCUCCAGAGGGGGAAACCGUGUGUUCAGCUCUAACUCGUUACGAGAAUACUUUGCGGGAUGCGAUCAGAGAGAUCCAUGCAGAGGUCAGCAACUUUAAGCUCGAUAUAGAGAGGCGUUGUGAUGAGACUGCUAACCUGAGCGGUCCUCUUGGACAGGCUGUGGUUCAGCUCCAGCAGGAGAACCGUCAGCUCAGGAUCCAGCUGGAAGCUCUCACAAGGCAAGUGGAGCUCCUGAACGGCCUCACAUGCGAGCGGAACAUAACAACCAACAACCACAGUCAGAAUCACAAGAACGAGCUGCACGACAUACAGGAGAACCAUCAGGAUGUGAAGGAGGUGAUCUACGGAAGAGGUCAAGCCAGCACCCAGAACUUCACUUUGGAAAACCAAACACAGCCCUACAGCAGUCAGUCAAGCCAUUCAUCGACCCGUGCCAACCUUACUUCUUCCCCCACAAGCUCCAGCAGUCCUCCUGCUGGCUCCAGAGGCUCCUCCAUGAUGAUGAGCCCAGGGACGAGCAGCAGCCCCUCCAUCACACGCUUCUCCAGCCGAGCUACCUUUGCUGUUUCCAGCAAGACCAACAGCAUCGAGCGGGAAGAGCCAAUAGACGUUGACCCAGUGCCUACACACGCUGGACAGGAGAACGGACAUGCUAACCCAUCAGAGCUGUUGGUGCAGGGAAAGGUCUCCCCGCCCACAGACGGCCCUCUUGAACACGCGGCGCCCGUCACGUUGCGGAUGCCUCACCUUCCCAUCACAGCCACAACCAAGACAACUGAAAUCAAGGCUUCCACUAAUUCUCCCAGCAGCCCUGUUGGACCCAUGUCUUCCCCAUCCUCCGAGGCUUCACCCAGCACCUCUCGUCCACAGCCGGCAGAGAGUUCUGCUCUUCAAACAGCAUCUAUUGCCAAGACGUGGACCCCCACACCUGUCCGGACUCUGGGAUUUCCAAAUCUCCAGGACAAGGCAAACUCAGCUCCUUCUAAGUCUGUGACCUACUCAGGGCUGCAGCAGAAUGACAGAGACGAAGGCAAAAGCAAUGCCUUCAGCCAGGUGGGAGAGAAGAGGCGGGAGCUGGUGAGGUCACAGACUCUCCCCCGUAGCAUUGGCGCUCAGGCUCGGAGAUCUAUAUUCGAGAGAUUAGACUCUGAAGUCAGUCACAGUCGUCCUAAACCAGCGGGGCUCAAGCGCUCUCAGAGUUUUGGUGUCUCGACCGCCAGCAGCAUUAAGCAGAUUCUCCUUGAAUGGUGUCGUUCCAAGACCAUAGGCUACCAGAAUAUUGACAUCCAGAACUUCUCGUCCAGUUGGAGCGAUGGGAUGGCUUUCUGCGCCCUCGUCCACUCCUUCUUUCCCACCGAGUUCGACUACAACGCUUUAUCACCGGCCAAUCGCAAACACAACUUUGAGCUAGCCUUUGGGACUGCAGAAACCAAGGCGGGCUGUGACCGGCUGAUCGAGGUGGAGGACAUGAUGAUCAUGGGUCGCAAGCCAGACCCCAUGUGUGUCUUCACUUACGUCCAGUCGCUCUACAACCACCUGCGCAAGUUCGAGUGAAAGUUGGGAUUUUUUUAACCACUUGGCUUGAUAUCAGUAAUGAAACACAGAGUUCUGUAGUUCCCAACGCCAUAUUGGAAAGGCUCGAUCGCCCCCUAGUGGUGAACUGAUGUACUGUUCUCUCUUCGGCACAAAGAAGCUGCUGCUGACUGUAAAAGCUGGACUCUUGGUACACAUUUGAGAGAGUUAUUGUUACUGGAUAUGAUCAGCAACAACAAAGAUGAACCUGCACACAGAUGUCAGUGCUGAUUUUCAGUUAGGUUUUUUAUUGACUUCGUGUGUGUUUGUGUUUGUGUGUGUGUGCGUGUGUGUGGGUGUGUUUGUUUGUUUGCAUGCCUGUAGAUGUUGAAAGUUGUUUUUUUUGUCAGCAGAAAUAUGCUUUGUCUAAUAAAAUGACUAAAAUCACCAGGUGUCUGCGAUGCUCAGACCUGCUGCUUUAACGUCUGACCCAAUGUUAACCAAGAAUACAUGUGAUGAGCUGCUGAGUGCCAUUUCCAUUCUGAUAUGCUGUGGGUUGUUGUGUUGUUAGGAUGCUGAAAUAAAAGAACUGAAAUAAAAAUAAUUCAAUAAGGAAA